UUAGUCUGGGAUCAGCAAGCAAUAUUAAUUAAAUAAAUCAAUUAAUUAAAUACGCUUUAAAUAUUUCAUGAAUGUGUGUGAAUUUGAUUGCAAAUGUACAAAUCAUUUAUUAUAAGUUUAGUUUUGGCAUUCAUAUGCUUCGGACUAUUCGGAAAGUGUGCCCUACAAUUUUCGCCAGUACAGAAUCCAAGAAUUGUAGGAGGCACAACGAAUGUGAUAAGUAACACACCAUAUUUGGUGCAAUUACGUGUAAAUGGUGAAUUUAGUUGUGGUGGGUCUUUAGUAACGCAACGGCACGUUGUGACAGCAGCUCACUGCACCGUUGGUCAUAAUUCGCGCAGUAUAAUAGUGGUAGGCGGUGCUACUUAUCUAACAGAUACGGGCGUAAGACGUAACGUUGAAAGAAUCUUUACUUCAAGUUCCUUUCAAGCUCGAACCUUAAAUAUGGAUGUAUCUGUUUUAAAACUGAGCACUCCAAUGACUGGUGCUAAUAUAAAGACAAUUCAGUUAUGUAAUUCGAAUUGGAAAGUUGGAGAUCAAGUCACAGUUUCUGGUUGGGGAUUAACUACUGAAUCUAAUAAAAAUCCAUCAAAUCGUAUACGAACGGUAAAUUUACCGCUCAUAUCAAAAAAGGAUUGUAAAAGUAAAUACGGUUCACAUAUUACUGUAACAAAAUCUAUGUUUUGUACAUUGGCCCCUGGCAAAGAUGCCUGCUCUGGCGAUUCUGGUGGUCCAGCAGUAUUUAAAGGUCAACUUUGCGGUAUUGUUUCCUGGGGUGCAGGUUGCGCACGUAAAAAUACGCCUGGUGUUUUUACAAGUGUUAAAUAUGUUAAACCAUUUAUUGAUAAAUCAAUAAAAAUAUAAUAAAAAU
Messenger RNA from Teleopsis dalmanni, 871 nucleotides. Its product is annotated as seminase-like. Gene Ontology annotation, biological process: proteolysis. Lineage: Eukaryota; Metazoa; Arthropoda; Insecta; Diptera; Diopsidae. The coding region runs from base 94 to 864 and encodes 256 amino acids. The record is from RefSeq and is a predicted model, not a curated record. The transcript has a single exon. Gene Ontology annotation, molecular function: serine-type endopeptidase activity.